GAUGAAGAGAAUGUUUCAGAGGAAUAUCAUAAGAGAACAUGCUUUGGCCAUCAUUGUCAACGAUAACAUCAUUGCAAUUGAUGAUUUAACAGAUCAAUAUCUAGAUAUGUUGGGUUUCAACAUGGAAGACGAUCAAAAUGGGAGAUUAAUCAAAACAUUGAAAAGUCAAAAGUCUAAUAAAUCCAUGUUAAGAGGAUUUACAGGGUUCGAGCAGUUCAGCAGUGAUUCCUCUGGUAGUGAUGAAUCCAGUUCGUAAUUCAAUAAAAGUAAAACCCCUAAAUCAUCUAAAUACUCACAUCUGCAAAGUAUGGAACAAAAGAAGGUUAAAUUUCAUCCAACUCCUGAACCUGAACCUAAGGUCCUCAGAGCCUAAAAUUCAUUCAGAAGGAAAGCAGAUAACAGACAUAAGACUCUUUAGAGAUUAACUUAAAUAUCGAAUAAUAGAUUUACCAAUAUUACUUGCAUUUCAUAAGAUCAAAUCCCGUAGUAAUAGUAAUAAUAAGUUUAAUAAACCCAAUAAACUUAAUAAAGUGUAUAAAAACUAAGGAAAAAUAAUUCAAGUUCGUAUUCAAACAUGGAUCUUGAAAUGCCUGCAAAAUCUCUAUCUAAAUCUGAGGUCACUGGUAGUAACAUGGUUAACUAGUUGGACGAAGUUAUUUCCUUAAGACCCAGCGAUUCUCCUAAUCAAAUUUAGAGAGUGGAUUUUGAAUUAGAUAGAUAUUUUAUUACAACCUACUAUUUUACUCACUUCAAUUUAGAUAAAAUCCUCUAGAAACUUCAAAAGCCCAGAAGAACUAUUAGAUCUGAACACAUACAAAGUAUCAUUAGAAAAUCGAAAAUAAAGCCAAGUUAAUAUACCCCUUUAACUGAUUGAAAUAUUUUUAUAAUUC
Paramecium octaurelia is the source of this 890-nucleotide messenger RNA. Lineage: Eukaryota; Ciliophora; Oligohymenophorea; Peniculida; Parameciidae. The record is from the annotation of a GenBank genome assembly.